AUGGCGCUGCCGGGGCCGCCCCGUUCCUGCCUCCUGCUGACGGCCGCACUGCUGCCGCUGCUGCCCCCCGGGACUGCUCCGGGCCCCGCCGAGACGCCCGCGAUCAGCGACGCCGAGAUCGAGGAGUUCCUGAGGGGCUUCCUCGGGCCCGGGGGGAGAGGCGACGGGGAUGGGGACGGCACCGACCUGGGCUUCGGCACCGACCUGAGUGCUGCCCCCGACCUGGGCACCGGCACCGGCUCCUCGGGACCGGUGACAGAGCCUGGGAAACCCAAGAAGGGGAAGAAGGAAAAGCUUCCAAAACCUACCAAGAAACCCAAAGAGAGACCCCGCGGCUCCAAGAAGGACAAGGACAGAGACAGGGACAAGGGCAAGGACAAGCCUCCCAAGAAACCCAAGGAGAAGCCCCAAAAAAGCUCCGAGAAGCCCCCAAAAGGCUCCAAAAAGGCCAAGGAGAAGCCACCCAAGGCCUCCAAGAAACCUUCUGGUAAGAAGCCACCACAGCCACCCCCCAGCCCUGCUCCGGAGCCCCCCCGGGGCGAGGACACCACAGGGACAUCCUGGUCCCCAGAGCAGCCUCUGCCCUAUGAGAAGGAGGAGGACAGAGGUGCCCAAGAGGAGCUGGAAAAGUCACCAAGUGAACCCUGGCAGCUGGGUGAGGACUGGCACCCUGAGCCUGAGCCUGAGGUCCCCAAGGAGCCGGAGCCCCCCACACUGGACUACAAUGAGCAGCUGGAACGGGAGGACUACGAGGACUUCGACUACGUCCGGCGGCAGCAGAAGCCCCGAAAGCCGCCGAGCAGGAGACCGGAGAGAGUCUGGCCCCAGCCCGAGGAGCCACCAAAGCAGGAGGAGCCCCCAGCCCCACCCCAGCCCCCUCCUCUGCCCUUCCCAGUGACAGAAGGGGACUACGAGGAGGGCUUUGAGCCACCUGACUACGAUGACCUGGGGUACCCCCUGCCCCCCCCCCCAAAGCCCAGGAAACAUCCAGACAAAGGGGACAAGAUGGAGAUGGUCGAGGAGAAACUGAAACCUGGGAAGCCCAAGAAGGAUGGCAGCAGCAAGGAGGAGGAGGAUGAGGACCCCUGGGGAGAGGAGAAGGGUCGGGACCGCAAAGGAAAACACAAAAAAGGGGGGGGGAAGAAGCCAGGGACAGAUGAAGACGAAUGGACCCCCCCGGAGAAGAUAAGCUGUCCCCCCCUCGGCCUGGAGUCGCACCGCGUCGAGGACGACCAGCUGCUGGCCUCCUCCAUGCUGCGCCACGGGCUGGGUGCCCAGCGCGGCCGCCUCAACAUGCAAGCUGGCACCAACGAGGAGGAUUUCUUCGACGGAGCGUGGUGCGCGGAGGACGACAGCAGCCGAGCGCAGUGGCUGGAGGUGGACAGCAGGCGCAGCACCAAGUUCAGCGGCGUCGUCACCCAGGGCCGCGACUCCCAGAUCCAUGAGGACUUUGUCACAAGCUUCUACGUUGGCUUCAGCAACGACAGCCAGACCUGGGUGAUGUACAGCAACGGCUACGAGGAGAUGAAGUUCUACGGCAACGUGGACAAGGACACGCCGGUGCUGACCGAGUUCCCCGAGCCGGUGGUGGCUCGGUAUAUCCGCAUCUACCCACAGAGCUGGAACGGCAGCCUCUGCCUGCGCCUCGAGGUGCUGGGCUGCCCCCUCUCCGCCGUCAGCAGCUACUACACCCAGCAGAACGAAGUGACCUCCAGUGACAACCUGGAUUUCCGCCACCACAGCUACAAGGACAUGAGGCAGCUGAUGAAGGUGGUGAACGAGGAGUGCCCCAGCAUCAGCCGCAUCUACAGCCUGGGCAGGAGCUCACGGGGGCUGAAGAUCUAUGCCAUGGAGAUCUCUGACAACCCUGGCGAGCACGAGACAGGGGAGCCGGAGUUCCGCUACACGGCAGGGCUGCACGGCAACGAGGCGCUGGGCAGGGAGCUGCUGCUGCUGCUGAUGCAGUUCCUGUGCAAGGAGUACAGGGAUGGCAACCCCCGCGUCAGGAGCCUGGUGGCAGAGACCAGAAUCCACCUGGUGCCAGCCCUCAACCCCGAUGGCUACGAGCUGGCACGAGAGGCGGGCUCUGAGCUGGGCAACUGGGCACUGGGCCACUGGACGGAGGAGGGCUAUGACCUCUUUGAGAACUUCCCCGACCUGGCCUCAGCACUGUGGGCAGCAGAGGAGCGGAAGCUGGUGCCACACAAGUUCCCCAACCACCACCUCCCCAUCCCGGAGCACUACCUGGCUGAGGAUGCCACAGUGGCAGUGGAGACCCGAGCUGUCAUGGCAUGGAUGGACAAGAAUCCUUUUGUGCUGGGAGCCAACCUGCAGGGCGGGGAGAAGUUGGUGUCCUACCCCUUUGACACUGCCCACCCUGUCAAGGAGGUGCCAGCAGAUGCCCCUGGCUCCCUGGAUGACUACGAGGACAACCCCGAGCUGCAGGAGACCCCUGACCAUGCCAUCUUCCGCUGGCUUGCCAUCUCCUAUGCCUCUGCCCACCUCACCAUGACGGAGACCUUCCGGGGGGGCUGCCACACGCAGGACAUGACCAAUGCCAUGGGCAUCGUGCAGGGAGCCAAGUGGCACCCCCGGGCUGGCAGCAUGAACGACUUCAGCUACCUGCACACCAACUGCCUGGAGCUCUCCAUCUACCUGGGCUGUGACAAGUUCCCCCACGAGAGUGAGCUGCAGCAGGAGUGGGAGAACAACAAGGAGGCCCUGCUCACCUUCAUGGAGCAGGUCCAUCGGGGCAUCAAGGGCCUGGUGACAGACCAGCAAGGAGAACCCAUUGCCAACGCCACCAUUGUGGUGGGGGGCAUCAACCACAACGUCCUGACAGGCAGCGCUGGGGACUAUUGGCGCAUCCUGAACCCGGGCGAGUACCGCGUGUGGGCACGGGCGGAGGGCUUCAACCCCAGCGUCAAGACCUGCACUGUGCUCUACGACAUCGGCGCCACGCAGUGCAACUUCGUCCUGUCCCGCUCCAACUGGAAGCGCAUCCUGGAGAUCAUGGCCCUGAACCGGCAGCGGCCCCUGCGCACCCGGCAGCGGCUGCGCCAGCGCCUGCGGCUGCAGCGCCUGCGGCGCCUCAACGCCACCACCGCUGCCCCCACUGCCUCCCCCACACCCUCCACGGCUCUGCCCUUCAGCAGCACCACUGCCUAUGUGCCCUGGAGCCAGGAGCCACCCACGGCUGGCACCUGGGAGAUGGAGGUGGAGACGGAGGUGGUGACAGAGCUGGUGACCGAGACGGAGGCCUGGGAGGUGGGCACAGGGCUGGCACAGCCUCUCACCACAGCAGAGAGCUACACGGUCAACUUUGGGGACUAG
Molecule: messenger RNA, 3333 nt
Organism: Indicator indicator
Lineage: Eukaryota; Metazoa; Chordata; Aves; Piciformes; Indicatoridae
Gene: AEBP1
Product: AE binding protein 1
Exons: 21
Coding region: 1-3333 (1110 amino acids)
Biological process (GO): proteolysis; negative regulation of transcription by RNA polymerase II
Molecular function (GO): RNA polymerase II transcription regulatory region sequence-specific DNA binding; zinc ion binding; DNA-binding transcription repressor activity, RNA polymerase II-specific
Source: RefSeq, a predicted model, not a curated record